This is a messenger RNA of Humulus lupulus (European hop), 882 nucleotides long. RefSeq lists its product as uncharacterized. The transcript has 2 exons. The record is from RefSeq and is a predicted model, not a curated record. The coding region runs from base 62 to 703 and encodes 213 amino acids. Gene Ontology annotation, molecular function: structural constituent of chromatin; DNA binding; protein heterodimerization activity. NCBI's taxonomy places the organism in Eukaryota, Viridiplantae, Streptophyta, Magnoliopsida, Rosales, Cannabaceae. Gene Ontology annotation, cellular component: nucleosome. Gene Ontology annotation, biological process: nucleosome assembly.
UCAACGACUCACCACUCUAGAGAAGAAGAAGAAAACUUGCAUAGAAGGAAAAGAACCAAAAAUGUCAGGAAGAGGGAAAGGAGGAAAGGGUUUGGGAAAGGGAGGAGCCAAGAGGCAUCGUAAGGUUCUGAGGGACAACAUCCAGGGGAUCACCAAGCCGGCGAUCCGCCGUCUGGCAAGGCGUGGUGGUGUCAAGCGUAUCAGCGGUCUCAUCUACGAGGAGACCCGCGGCGUCCUCAAGAUCUUUCUCGAGAACGUCAUCCGCGACGCCGUUACUUACACCGAGCACGCUCGCCGGAAGACCGUCACCGCCAUGGACGUCGUCUACGCUCUCAAGAGGCAGGGCCGGACUCUGUACGGAUUCGGAGGCAGAGAGAAAGAGCAACCGAAAAUGUCCGGAAGAGGUAAAGGAGGAAAGGGUUUGGGAAAGGGAGGAGCCAAGAGGCAUCGUAAGGUACUGAGGGACAACAUCCAGGGGAUCACCAAGCCGGCGAUCCGCCGUCUGGCCAGGCGUGGUGGCGUCAAGCGUAUCAGUGGUCUAAUAUACGAAGAGACCCGCGGCGUCCUCAAGAUCUUUCUCGAGAAUGUCAUCCGUGACGCCGUCACUUACACUGAGCACGCUCGCCGGAAGACCGUCACCGCCAUGGACGUCGUCUACGCCUUGAAGAGGCAAGGCCGGACCUUGUACGGGUUCGGAGGCUAAGGAGUCAAAUCUUUUUAAGUAACGAGUAUCGUGUAAUUGCUGAUGGUGAAAAAUGUUUCUAGGAUUAUAACUAUUGUAAUGUGAAUUAAGCUGUUGGAAAUGUUGAAAUUUCAAUCUUGAAUUCUUGUACAUUUGUUAUGGGUUUUGAGUUGAAAUUGAAAUACGUAUUUUGAUAUUUA